Messenger RNA from Anastrepha obliqua, 1466 nucleotides. RefSeq names its product 3-ketoacyl-CoA thiolase, mitochondrial (gene yip2). Lineage: Eukaryota; Metazoa; Arthropoda; Insecta; Diptera; Tephritidae. The coding region runs from base 103 to 1299 and encodes 398 amino acids. Gene Ontology annotation, biological process: fatty acid beta-oxidation. Gene Ontology annotation, molecular function: acetyl-CoA C-acetyltransferase activity. The record is from RefSeq and is a predicted model, not a curated record. The transcript has 6 exons.
GAAAGUGUUAGCACGAGUGGUGGUGCCAGUUGAUAGUAGCGAAAACUUUAUUAAUAAUAAUACUUAUAUAUUCUUGAAUUUAAAUAAUAAUUAACUACAAAAAUGUCUGCAGUUACCAAAGGAAUUUACAUAGUUGCUGCUAAGCGUACAGCUUUCGGCACUUUCGGAGGUGCUUUGAAGAACAUUAGUCAGACACAAUUGCAGACGGUCGCAGCCAAAGCUGCACUAGAAUCUGCCGGAUUGCGCGGUGAACAAGUUGACACUGUGGUCAUUGGAAAUGUCAUUGCGUCUUCCUCUACAGAUGGCAUCUACCUACCACGUCACGUUGGUCUUCAAUGUGGUAUACCAAUUGAAACACCUGCCCUUGGCAUCAACCGCCUUUGUGGCUCUGGCUUCCAGUCCAUUGUGAAUGGCGCACAAGAUAUACUCCUUGGUAGUGCUAAAGUUGCACUCACAGGUGGUGUGGAAAAUAUGUCCCAGGCGCCAUUUAUUGCGCGCAAUAUCCGUUUCGGCACAGCAUUGGGCAGCAACUACAAUUUGGAGGAUGCUCUGUGGGCAGGACUUACUGAUACAUACUGCAAGUUACCCAUGGCUUUAACGGCCGAAAAUCUGGCAGAGCAAUACAAAAUCUCUAAAGAACGUGUCGAUGAAUUUUCACUCCGUUCACAACAAAAUUGGACAAAGGCACAAAAAGAGGGUGCCUUCAAUGCGGAAAUCGCGCCCAUUAAGUUGAAGGUGAAGGGUAAGGAAGUUGAUUUCGUAGUUGAUGAACAUCCCAGACCACAAACAACAAUUGAGGGAUUAGCUAAGCUGCCAUCACUCUUUAAGAAAAAUGGUACUGUCACUGCUGGUACAGCUUCGGGUAUUUGUGAUGGCGCCGGUGCUGUUAUUGUUGCUUCUGAGGAAGCCGUCAAGGAGUAUAAUCUCAAACCAUUAGCACGUCUGGUCGCCUAUUCAUUCGUUGGAGUGAAACCUGAAAUUAUGGGAUUCGGUCCAGUGCCAGCCAUUCAAAAUGUGUUGAAAGUUAGUGGCAAAAAAUUGGAGGACAUUGACUUGAUUGAGAUUAACGAAGCGUUUGCCGCACAAACACUUGCCUGUGCUGACGCGCUGGGUUUGGAUAUGUCGAAGUUGAACGUUAAUGGAGGCGCUAUUGCCUUAGGCCAUCCUUUGGGAGCCAGUGGCUCACGAAUUACUGGCCACUUGGCGCACCAGAUGCAGCAAAAGAAAUUGAAGUACGCAAUUGGUUCGGCGUGUAUUGGUGGUGGUCAAGGCAUUGCCCUAUUGUUAGAGUCUGUUUAAAAAUAAAGCUGUGAAAAUGAGACUAUAAUAUUGCAUUUAGCUCUUUCCCUUUUUACUAUUCCCUUAUUGGAGUAAAUUAUGUAUGUAGCUCUAAGCAUUAAUUUUUAUAAACCGUAAUAUUGAAAUCAAAAUUAAAUUAGAAUUAUUAAAAGAAAUUUAUACUCGUA